Messenger RNA from Colletes gigas, 409 nucleotides. It is a transcript of the gene Tcs6, whose product is annotated as EKC/KEOPS complex subunit LAGE3. The transcript has 3 exons. Gene Ontology annotation, cellular component: EKC/KEOPS complex. Lineage: Eukaryota; Metazoa; Arthropoda; Insecta; Hymenoptera; Colletidae. The coding region runs from base 123 to 395 and encodes 90 amino acids. The record is from RefSeq and is a predicted model, not a curated record.
CAAUGAACACGUGUAAACAAUGCCCAUUCAUAAAUUAUUGAAAAAUUAUUUUCUUAAUUGUAGUUUAGAAAAUACUUUAAUACAAAUGAAUUAAAUGAUUUUUAUAUCGACCUUCUAAUGCUAUGAAUGCUUUAAGUGUAAAUCUAUCCAUACCUUUCCCAUCUGCAAGGGAAGCAGAAAUUGCUUAUCAAGUCCUUCGAGUUGAUAAGGAACCUUCAAGAAGCAGUGUUUCAAAAAACUUGACUUUAGAUAAUGAUAUUUUACAAGUAUCCAUUUCUGGAACAGAGGCACGAAAAGUCAGAGUGGCACUGACAUCAUUUUUUGAUAGUGUAAUUUUAGUAACAGAAACUAUUCAACAAUUUGGUCCACCUGCGCCAACUUAUAAUUAUUAUUAAGUAAAUAUUCUUUA